Talaromyces proteolyticus is the source of this 3473-nucleotide messenger RNA. RefSeq names its product putative tRNA exportin. The record is from RefSeq and is a predicted model, not a curated record. Gene Ontology annotation, molecular function: tRNA binding; small GTPase binding. Bases 277 to 3360 code for a protein of 1027 amino acids. The transcript is spliced from 6 exons. Lineage: Eukaryota; Fungi; Ascomycota; Eurotiomycetes; Eurotiales; Trichocomaceae. Gene Ontology annotation, cellular component: nuclear matrix; nuclear pore; cytoplasm. Gene Ontology annotation, biological process: tRNA re-export from nucleus.
AUUAAAUGCUGCACACCGCAGAGCUUGCCACAAGACCAGCCCUCUCGCAUUCAGCUUUGUGUAUUAUCCAUUGCAGUGCCGCCUCAAUAUUAUUCCAAUCGCCCUCCUCCGUUAUCGCCGCAAAUUAUGGCCGCCUUGUAAACUCGAUCCGUGACCUUCCCCGUCGAUGUGUCGAGCACUCUGGUCCUUCGCACGCCACCCCCUGCCCCCAUAUAGGCACAACUCGUUGCAUCUCUUGUCCUCGAGAGUCUCCGCGACUCGCCGGGGCAGCUCACGAUGGAAGAACAGGUAGCAAAUGCCAUCGAGAUCGCCUCCAACCCUACCUCGGACCAAUCUUUGAAAACACAAGCCUUCGAAUACCUGAACCAGCUCCGCUCCGACCCCUCGGGAUGGCAGGUCUGUCUGGCAAUCUUCACCAAAACACCGCGACACUCGGAGAUUGUUCGUCAUGUCGCAUUGGAAGUUGUCAACAGUGCCGCCCAGGCGGGGAUUAUUGAUCUCCAAGGCUUGCAGUAUAUCAAGGAUGGGUUGAUGGAGUACUUGCGGCAGGUCUACGGAAGUCAAGGUGCAGCAUCAGAUGGUCCCGCCAUUCAGAACAAAAUCGCCCAGACCGUUACCUAUUUGUUUUCUGCACUUUACGGCAAUGGCUGGGAAAGCUUCUUCGACGACCUCCUCAGUCUGACGACCAGUAAUCCGGCCGCAAAUCUUCGGGACAACUCGCUUGGAAUAAUAUUCUACCUCCGAGUCACCAACUCUAUUCAUGACGAAAUAGGCGAUGUGCUAGUUUCACGAUCACGCGUGGAACAAGAAAAGGCAAACGCUUUGAAGGAUCUCAUUCGUCAAAGGGACAUGCAAAAAAUAGUUACCUCCUGGCAGGAGUUUCUGUCUCAAUGGCAAGACGGCAACGACCAGAUUGUUGAAAUGUCCCUGAAAGCCAUCGGUAGCUGGGUCAGCUGGAUCGACAUCGGCCUCAUCGUUAAUCAGACAAUGCUCGAUCUUCUCUUUCAACAACUAUCUCGUGCUCAAAAGUCUGAUCUUCGGGACGGCGAGGAUAAACUGAGGGAUGCAGCUAUCGAUGUGUUUACAGAGAUUGUGGGCAAGAAGAUGAAACCAGAGGACAAAAUCGACAUGAUCAUAUUUCUCAACCUCGAUGGUAUCGUCACUCAGCUCUCCAAUAGCGAACCGCUCCGUGGAAAUCGAUUUACUUCCAAAUAUGACACCGAUCUUGCCGAAACCGUUGCGAAACUUGUUAAUAUUGUUGUUCUCGAUAUUGUUCGUGCAAUGGAUAACGACACAAUCGACGUUGCAACGAAGGAAAAGGCGACCAAUUUGCUCAAAAUUUUCUUGAUCCAUGUUCUUCGAUUUUUUUCGGAUGACUAUGAUGAAAUUUGUUCAACAAUCAUCCCAUGCGUCAUGGACCUUUUGUCUCACGUUAGAAAGGUCUCCAAGCAAAGCCUUGGAAUGAGAGAGCAACAUGCUCCCAUGUUGCUCCCUAUUCUAAAAGCUACCAUUGCAAAAAUGCGAUACGACGAAACUUCAUCAUGGGGCGAUGAAGAUGAACAGACGGAAGAGGCCGAGUUCCAAGAGCUGCGCAAGAGACUGAAUGUCCUACAGCAAAACAUUGCCGCUGCUCACGAGGAACUCUAUAUCAAUGCUCUUUCCGAGGUGGUUGGGAAGACAUUUGAAGACCUUCGUCAAUCAGGCGGCCAGCUGGAUUGGCGUGAUCUUGAUUUGGCUUUGCAAGAGAUGUAUUUGAUCGGCGAUCUUGCUGUCAAGGUUGGCGGACUCUACAAUAAGAAUAAACCUAACAGCCCCGCAGCGGAGAGACUCGUUGAAAUGAUGAAACUGAUGGUUGAGUCUGACAUCAGAUACUUCACUCAUCCUGUGACUCAGCUACAAUUUAUGGAAAACUGUGUACGGUACAGCACUUUCUUCGAACAUCACGCACAUCUCAUCCCCGGUGUUCUGGAAAGCUUUCUCCAAUUUGCACAUCACUCUAUUAAACGAGUGAGAACUCGGUCUUGGUACCUCUUCUUCCGUUUGGUAAAGAGUGUCCGUUCUCACAUCGGAAAUGUCGCCCAGACGGUAAUCGAGGCUUUAAGCGACCUGCUAGUCGUUCAAGCAGAGCUGCCGUCCGAAAAUGACGAUAGGGAUGACAUGUCUUCAUCAGGCCAUGAAUUAACAUACGAUGCCAUUUUCUCGAACCAAUUAUACCUUUUUGAAGCCGUUGGAUCGCUGUGUUCCACUCCAGGUAUCCCUGCGGAUAAACAGGUCAUUUACGCGCAGUCUGUCAUGAAUCCUCUAUUCGUGGAUAUGGAAAGACAUCUGGUCACUGCUAAGUCUGGAGAUGAGCGGGCCUUACUACAGAUACAUCAUGAUAUCAUGGCUCUUGGAACACUUGCUCGAGGCUUCUCGGAAUGGACCCCAGGAAUCACGAGCGCUGGAAAGCCACCCACAGACGAAAUUUCAGAGGCUUUCAAUCGAGUUGCCGAAGCCACGCUGGUUACCCUUGAAUCUCUCAAGACAUCUUUCAGUGUUAGAACUGCUGCGAGGUUUACGUUUUCUCGCCUCAUUGGAAUUGUCGGCCUGAGACUCCUCCCACAACUACCUAGGUGGAUAGAUGGGCUAUUAACAGAGACAUCUUCUAAAGACGAAAUGGCCCUAUUUUUGCGACUGCUGGAUCAAAUAAUCUUCGGCUUUAAGACUGAAAUAUACAGUAUUCUGGAUACUCUCCUCACACCAUUCCUCCAACGUGUUUUUGCUGGUAUCACGGACACAACAACAGGCACAGACGACGAAAUUCAACUUGCGGAAUUGAAACGCGAGUAUCUUAGCUUCUUGUUGGCCCUUUUGCAAAAUGACCUUGGUUCUGUCAUUGUUAGCCAAUCCAAUCAAUCUAUAUUCGACUCGGUCAUAUCUACCAUUGAACAUUUCAUUAGAGAUGUAGAUGACUUCACAACCGCGAAAAUGGCAUUCAGCGUACUAUCAAAGAUGGCAGUCUCUUGGGGGGGAUCUGAGACAACUCAAAAUGGUGUCACCGCAUCUCAGGGUGCGAUACCUGGAUUCAAUCAGUUCAUGUUCACUCGAUUUUCGCCACUGUGUUGGGUUCUCCCAAGCUCUAGUGGCUUCAACCCUAAAGAUGCACAAGCGAGGCAAGUAUUGGGCGAAGCUGGUGCAUUACAGCAGACAAUUUACUCAAAGGCCGGCACUGAGUAUACGGAUUACCUUCGGGGCCAAGAGCUUCCUGGGGUGGGUAUGGGACCGGAGCUAGUUGAAGAAUAUAUCAAUGCUUUGACCCAGUUGGAUGUAAAGGGGUUCCGAGCAUUUUUCCUGUCUUUUAUUCAGCGGUUCAGCUCAUAAUACCCAUUUUCUUACUCGCCGUUUUCUGUAUAAUCCAUGAAAGACCUCUUUACUUGAUUAUAUCCCACGCUCAAUACCUUGAAGAAAUUUGAAACCUCACCCUAAGAGCGGUU